AUUCAAUAAACUUUAUUGUUUGAUCAUUCUUUAAUUUAUUAAUCAAUAUAAAUAACAAAAUGGCUUUAACUGGUAAUAUUCCGGGUAAAGGAAAAUUAAUUGCAGUGAUCGGAGAUGAGGAUACUUGUGUUGGUUUUCUCCUUGGAAUUGGUGAAGUUAAUCGUGCUAAGAAUCCAAACUUAAAUUUUUUGGUUGUAGAUCGGAACACAGUUACCUCGGAGAUUGAGGACACUUUCCGAGCUUUUCUAAAACGAGGGGAUAUCGAUAUUAUCUUAAUCAACCAAAAUAUAGCCGAAAGAGUUCGUCAUGUGAUUGAUGUUCAUAAAGAUCCUAUUCCUGCUGUUCUCGAAAUACCAUCUAAAGAUAAUCCUUAUGAUCCAUCUAAGGAUUCAAUCAUGAGAAGGGCAAGAGGAGUUCUUGGUGGUGAUUAGUCUACUUUUAUUAUUCAAAAAAUUCUUUAUGUAAAUAUAGAGUUUCUGUGAAAACUGUUUGUUGUUCUCAUAGCGGUACAAGCAGCUACAUUUGUAUUUGUAAGAAAUAUGAUAUUACUUUCGUUUAUCAUGAUAAUGUGUGAUUACUUCUAAUGUAAUAUUUGAGACUUAUCACUGGUUUAUCACAAAAAUUCAAAAGUUUUCUAUAAUAUUGUUAAUUCUGAAACUAAAUGGCUCCUCAUCUUCGUCUUCAUCUUCAUUUUCAUCUUCGUAACCAUCGUCAUCGUCGUCUUGGUUGAACAUGUGUUCUUCUUUCUGGUCAAUUUUAGCUACUUUGGUCUCUUUUUUAAUCGGUUUCAUAAAUCCAGUGAGUUCCCACCAAAUUGGUUUUUUGCUGGUCGUCAUCUUGCAUUCUUUAACUCUCUUGAGCUUGAAAGGAGUAGUCUUGUGUUUGUAAACUUUGUCUAGAAUUGUCAAUCUUUUCACAUCCUGACUCGCAAAAGCUUCAUUGUCAGCUUUAAAGAAUGGGACACCUCUUCGUUCCAUAUCUGCUUUCUCUUUGAUUCGCUAAUCAGAGAAACAAAAAAAAACAAAAUGAGCCAUAAGAUAAUCAAUGUGGUCAAAUUUUAAAAUCAAUAAAUAAUUUAAACUCACCUUGUUGAUAUAA
Tetranychus urticae (two-spotted spider mite) is the source of this 1098-nucleotide messenger RNA. RefSeq names its product V-type proton ATPase subunit F 1-like. The record is from RefSeq and is a predicted model, not a curated record. Gene Ontology annotation, biological process: proton transmembrane transport. Lineage: Eukaryota; Metazoa; Arthropoda; Arachnida; Trombidiformes; Tetranychidae. Gene Ontology annotation, cellular component: membrane; proton-transporting V-type ATPase, V1 domain. Gene Ontology annotation, molecular function: proton-transporting ATPase activity, rotational mechanism.